Molecule: messenger RNA, 549 nt
Organism: Tachyglossus aculeatus (Australian echidna)
Lineage: Eukaryota; Metazoa; Chordata; Mammalia; Monotremata; Tachyglossidae
Product: dynein light chain roadblock-type 2-like
Exons: 4
Coding region: 13-297 (94 amino acids)
Biological process (GO): microtubule-based movement
Cellular component (GO): centrosome; cytoplasm; cytoplasmic dynein complex
Molecular function (GO): dynein intermediate chain binding
Source: RefSeq, a predicted model, not a curated record
CCCCGCCCCGCCAUGACGGCAAGGACCUUAAGGAGGUUGUGGUUCCAUAGAAGGGUUGUUGGAGUUAUGGUUAUAAGUGCAGACGGCACUCCAAUUAAAAAAAACCUAUUGUACCCUGCAACAGUUCAAUAUGCAAAGCAUCUUCAUCACCUUAUAGAACUAGCACAGUACGCUGUGAAAGAAUUUAAUCCUCAAGAUGCCCUAAAUCUUCUUCGGAUUGCUACAGAGAAAUAUGAAAUCCUGGUAAUCCCAGCUAAGGAAUAUCUUCUUGUCGUUCUUCAGGAUCCAUAUGACUAGACCUUCUGCAGUAGUAAUCUUGCAUUCACGAAACUAUACUUUGAAAAAGGCUCAAGUUUUCAUUGUGGUCCUUACUGAAUUUACUAAUGUACUGAGCUUGUCUUUAUUAAAACUGUUUCUAGCACAGCUUCUUAGUUUUUGUUUCUGGUUGAAUUUUAGAACUGUGCUUUAGCAAGAUAUACACAGAUCAAAAUCUGAUGUGAGUUGCCAAGCUUAAUGACUAAUGUAAUAAAAAUGAAUAUGUGAAACAUG